UUCAUUUAUCAGAUUUUCUCUUUUAUCGACUUGCUGGUGGAGAUGCAGACAAGUAAUAAAUUGGCCGAAAGGCAGAGAGGAGAAGAAAAUAAUGAGGGAAGCUACCUGCAGAAUUCACUCACCGAGCUUUAUUCCUGAACACCAGAGCUAUAGUUCCACAUGCAGGGGCAUUCUCAGCUCAGAUGACUCACUAUGGAUCACUAAUAAUGUCUUAAAAGACUCUUUGAAAGUUUUAUUCUUUAAAAUGCCGUUUCUGUUUAUUUUUUUGGUAGUCCAGAAUGACCACCCUGCCUCCACUGCCCAUGGCACGCCCAAAGCUCACGGCCUUGGCCCGACAGAAGCUGCCGUGUUCCUCCAGAGAUAUUCCCAGGUCUCAACUGAUCAAAGAAAAAGAUGACAUAGACCAUUAUCUGGAGGUGAAUUUCAAAGGAUUGUCAAAAGAGGAGGUUGCCGCUUACCGGAACUCGUACAAGAAGAACAUCUGUGUGGACAUGCUGCGAGAUGGUUAUCACAAGUCCUUUACGGAGCUCUUCUCUCUGAUGGAGAAGUGGGAUGCCCUGAGGGAGGCUGCGAAAGUCAGGUCCCUCCUGUGGGUGCAGAGACCCCUGGAAGAGCAGCCUGACAAGCUGGAUCACUUCUACUACUACCUGACCAGGGCCGAAGCAGCUGAAAGGAAAGAAUACUUUGAAGACGUCUAUAAUAACUUGUAUGCUCUGGCCUGUUACUUCAAUAAUUCUGAAGACAAGUGGGUAAGAAACCACUUCUAUGAACGGUGCUUUAAGAUUGCUCAACUCAUCAAAAUUGACGGCGGAAAGAAGGAAGCCGAGGCGCAUGCACACAUGGGACUUCUCUUCGAGGAAGAGGGUCAGCUUCUGGAAGCGGCGGAGCAUUAUGAAGCCUUCCAUCAAUUGACGCAAGGGCGGAUAUGGCAAGACGAGACAGGCCACUUUCUCAACUUGUUGGCCUGCGAGAGUCUCCUGAGGACCUACAGAUUACUCUCAGACAAAAUGCUGGAAAAUAAAGAAUACAAACAGGCCAUCAGAAUUCUAAUAAAAGCUUCUGAAAUAGCCAAAGAAGGAAAUGACAAAAAGAUGGAAGGAGAAGCUUGCUAUUACUUGGGCUUAGCGCACUUGGCUGCUGGAGAGCAUGAAACAGCAUUAACAGUCCUUAACACUUACAUUAAAAUCUCUACAGACCUGGAUGAUGAUCUCAGCCUGGGGAGAGGCUAUGAAGCCACGGCCAAGGUCCUGCAGAGCCAAGGACAGAUGAUGGAAGCAAUUAAAUACUUGAAAAAAGUUGUGAAAAUUGCAAGAAACAAUUUUCAAAGCCUAGAUUUUGUGAGAGCAAGUACAAUGCUUGGGGACAUCUACAAUGAAAAAGGCUACUACAACAAAGCCUCUGAAUAUUUUCAGCAAGCUUUUGACAUGACAGCAGAGAUAAUGAACAUGCUUCUGAUGGAUGAAACAAAAGUUCAUUAUGGAAUAGCAAAAGCUCAUCAGAUGAUGCUGACGGUUAGUAAUUAUAUAGAAACUGCAGAUCUCACCAGCCUUGACUGCCUGCUGUCAUGGAAGGAGAGGAGAAGUGACAUUGCACCUGAUCCAAUUAUUGGAGAGUCUAGAAGAUCCACAAUGGAAGGUUUAUGUCAAACCUCAGAGCACUCAGAAGAUCUCAAUGGAUUUCCAGAUAAUCAAAAAAAAGACUUAAACCAGCUUUUGACUCAGUGCUAAGCAAGAAGAACUUUAUCAUAUCACCUUCAUCUUCAAUUAUAUCCCAAUAAUAAGGAUAUGUUACAAAUAAUACAGAUAGAAUUAUAAUAAA
Vicugna pacos (alpaca) is the source of this 1818-nucleotide messenger RNA. NCBI's taxonomy places the organism in Eukaryota, Metazoa, Chordata, Mammalia, Artiodactyla, Camelidae. The record is from RefSeq and is a predicted model, not a curated record.